This is a messenger RNA of Pogona vitticeps (central bearded dragon), 12850 nucleotides long. It is a transcript of the gene GSE1, whose product is annotated as Gse1 coiled-coil protein. Lineage: Eukaryota; Metazoa; Chordata; Lepidosauria; Squamata; Agamidae. The record is from RefSeq and is a predicted model, not a curated record.
CAUCCAUCCUUUCUUUCUUUCUUUCUUUGGAGACCCCUGGUUUAGAACAUUGUAGAGAUUGCUGUCCACCAUAUGUUUACUCCCUGCUCCCCAGCUAUUAUAGCUUAUUGUAUCUGACAAUAAACUUCCCAGUCUUAAUAUUAGGUUUUGUUUUUUUUUUGCUUUCUGGAAAAUUACAAUACAGAUGGCUCCAAAAUGACAUCUGUACUUCUGUGGAAGAUGACUUUUUCAAAUUGGCAUCCUCUACUUUUUCUUCUUCAGCACACUUAGUGUUUCCUACUAUAGAAGAAAAUCUUGGGUGAUACUCUUCUAGCCUUUCCUCCCUAAAACUGGUAAAAUGUGUUCACUAAGUUGUUGUUGUUGUUGUUGUUAUAGAUAAUAAGUCAAAUAUUACUUUGACUUGAUGUCUAAACAUUUAGUGUUCUACUUAAAACAAGUAGCAAAUCCAUCUUUUCCUUAGCCGCAGUCACAAUGCCACAAGUACUAAAGUUCCAGUGGCUGGCCAAGUACUAGGAGAACCUAAUGUAAUCAAUGAUGCAGCUGUGGUGGUAGGAUUCUUGAAGCCUGUCUCUCUCUGUUGAUCACCCUCCAAGUCGCCUUUGGCCCCCAUUCCUUGUCUCCAUAUGACUUUUAAUAUAGGCUAAGAUUCUCCAGAAGAGUUGUAUGGGAGAGGAAGCUGGGGAUGAUAUUCAGGCCCCUAUGAAACAGCUGAUUGGUGGGGAGUUUUGCCUAUGUUGACUUAAGGGUUCUUCCCUUUCAACAUGGCACAUAACUUGGCUUCUUCCACUGUUGCUUUCCAGGAUUCUGCAUUUGCUCUCCUCCCCCCCCCAAUAAAUGAAUUUAUUUUGUUUCAAAGCACAUGAGAUACAAUACUAAGAAUGAUAAUAAUUUUUAAAAAUGGAUUGCUCGCAUCUCUGACAUUAUGCCCCAGAACAGUCUUCCCCAGCAUUGUCUUCCAGCGUGUGAGACUACAAUUCUCAUAUCUCAGAGACAUGAUAGCUGUAGUCCACCCAAGCUAGAAGGCACCAGACUGGGGAAGAGUAUCACCCUGUGCAGUCUGUUAGCCUGCUAGUUUUCCAACUGUUCAUAUUUUGCUUUUUGAGAAGUCCAAAUGUUUGUUUUCAUUCCAUUAUUGUGUUUGAAGCCAGAGGAUAUGUAAGAAAAGAAAGAGAGAAAGAAAAACUUUUCUGCUUGGAUUACUAUGGUUUCCGUAGCAAUGCACAGCCCCUUUUCCAUGUGAGGAUGGGGAGGAUCGCACUUGAACCGUAUUGAUAGACCCUCUUCUACGUUCCUGCAGAAAGGGAGCCUCCGGUUGCUUAUGGGACCUAGUGAAAAACAGCAGUAAUAUAACUCCAUCGAACUGGAAGUCAAGUAAAGAAUUGCCGAUCUGUAUAUUCCCAUUUUACAGAUGACGGAGCAGAGGCCAAAACAACUGUUUAUGUUCAGACUCUCCAGGCCCACAAGUGGAAACGAAAACUUGAUUGCCGCAGCUCCAAACAUAAAAAAAGAUUCUCUGUAUAGCCCUCUCGCUCCCCCUCCCCACCCCAUGUAUUUUUCUCUCGGCUUCAGUGAGCUGCAAGGCUGGGUAGGCGUGAAUAUACUCUGAAGCGGCGCUCUCCCUCUGCGCUUUGGCGGAGAGCCCGAACAAGGAGGCCGCCGGAGUCCUGCCUAUCUCCCCCCCCCCUCCCAACACACUGCAGAACUUGGCGCGGGGGGUGGUGGAGGAGACAGGCUCCGGCAGGCGAAGGGGCUGGUUUAUUGUGGAAGCUGCCGCUGGUGGCACGGAGGAGACCCACCUCCAGGGAGGGAGGAAGGGAGAUGGCGCUGGCGAGUUCGCAGCCAAACUUUGCACAAGCGGCUCCUACUCCUCCACCCGCUCGAAGUUAGCUCUGGAGCGAGGCACCGCGACUGGCUACUGUCUCCAGCCCUCGCCCGCAGGAGCGCCCUACCUCGCCAAAAAAGCUAACCCUUUCUCUCUCUCCCUCUCCUAGUCCCUUCCCACCCACUCCCAAAGUGACGGCGGCGGCGGCGGCGGCGGCCGCAGCAGCAGCAAGUCUGCAGAUGGGAACCAACUAAUCGCAGCCAACUCUGGCAGACCUCUCUCUCUCUCUCUCUCUCCCUCCCCGAGAGCGUGUCCGGCCACCCGGCGCCUGCAGGAUGAGCGAGCAGCCCUGGGGAGCCUCCCGCAGCCGUCGCCACCGCACAGGCGGCGACUACCCGAGGGGAAAAUGAGCGAUUAUCCGGAGAAAGAGGCGCCGAUCUCCCGCAAGCGGCGGCUGAUGGCCGCGAUUGCGUCCGGGGAAGAGUGUACAGGAGCAGCGGCAGGAGCCGGGAGCAGCAGCAGCUGCUGUACUGCCGAGUCCCUGGCUGCGGGCGCCGCUUCUGUCUCCCUUUCCUCCUCCUCCUCCUCGGUCUUGGCGCUUUGCUGCUUCAUCUGCGGCGGCGGGAUCAGCCGGGGCAAGGAGCUCAAGCUGCAGGUGAAGUAUUCCCGCGACAACCAGCCGUUCUUCCCUUUUCUGCAGCACCAGGAGCCGGCGCCCGGGGCGCAAGAGGUAACCCCGGAGGGCUGCGCUUUGGUGUGCGCCGUGUGUCGUUGCUUCCUGGCCGAGCAGUGGGACUCCUUCGAGCGGACGCGGACGCCGGUGGAGAAGCGCAUGUAUUGGCUCAAGCGGCCCUACCAGUGCGACGGGCCGGCGGCGGCGGGGGGGCCCGGUGGGCUGCGCAGGGGGCCCCAAGAGUGGAAUCUCUCUUACGCUCUGGGCGCCGACGACGAGCGGCGUCCGAGUAGCAGCAGCGGCCGGAGUCAGCCCCCAGAGGACGAGGACGAGGAGGGAGAGGCGGGAGGCGGCGCCGGUGGGGAAGACACAGACCUUUCCUCCCUCUCCGACGCCGAGAACCUCUCGGACAGCGACCUGCGCCCCCCGAGCCGGGACAGCGGCCCCAAAGUCGAUCCCGGCUACUGCCGUGUCAGAGAGCGCCCGGUGCUGAGCGCGCACAUGGGGAGCCGCGAGAGCUACCGCGACUGGAAUCAGCCGCCGCCGCCGCCGCCUCCGCCACCCUCGGAGAAGGCGGCCAUUCCCUUGCACCCAGGGAACGGGCUGUCACUGACAGAGAAGCCGAGGAAGAAGAGGCAGCGACCAGCGCGACUCUGGGGCACCGAUGCGCCUGUUUGGAAAGCUACGCAUGGCGCGCCAAUAGGGAGCAGCGCGAAGGCGCGGCCUGGGAUCUCCCCUGAACGCGGAAGAAGCGAUCGCUCCGCAGGCAAGCAUCCCCCGGAGGAGAGUGCCCUAGAGCCUCCCAGUUACUGUUCGUCGGAGGAGAGCGAGAUCAAUAUCACCAGCGAUGAAGAGCAGAAGGAGAAUGCGAGCGCCCUCCCAGCGCCCAGGCCUCCUUGGGGGGCAACGUCAUCGUCGUCGGGGGAAUCAGUGUGUUGCUACGUUUGCGGCUCCCUGUUGACAGCGACUUCCCAGCAUCGGAUCCAUGUGCAGAAGCAAGAGAAGGCUUCGAAGGCGCCCUUCUUCCCCUUUCUGUGGUUGCACAGUCCGCCCCCGGGGGCCCUGCCCAUCAGUCCCGCGGGGAGCACCGUGGUGUGUUCCUGUUGUUUCGCUUCGCUCAUGCAACAGUGGCAAAGCUUCGAGCUGGCCAAUGUGCCCGUCCUGCAGAGGCUCUAUGUCGUCCCCCUGAACGCCCCCAAAGGGAGAAAGAGAGAAACUCCCCCAAGAGAUGAAUCACUCCCCCUUCCUCAUCGGCAGGUCUUCCAGGAAGCUUGCUACCUCUGUGGAGAGGAUUGCUCCAAGGAGAAGAGGUUUGUCUCUGCCAAGAUUACCAAUGGCAAUGCCAAAACCACCAUGCACUUUCCUUUCCUUGGCCUCCUCCCUUGCCCGCCCCGUGCCAAAGGUCCCAACAAGCACUGGGAAGUCCAAAGCUGCUGCAAGUGUUAUGGGGUGCUGCAGGAUCUGUGGGCCAUGUAUCGGGCUUCCCACAAUGAGGAGUUCAUCACUUCCGUACAGAGCUUCCUGGGAAGGUAUCACCAAGUUUUUUCAGCAGAAGAGACCAGCCACAGCUCCAGGCAUGUGAAUUUGGCCAAAGCAGGCCUGGUGUCUGUCUGUUACAUCUGCGGAAGUGAACUGGGAGCCGGCAAGGAGUUCCAACUUAGUGUCAACCCACCAGGCCGCUUCGGUGAGAAAGAACCUUUCUUCCCCUUCCUCACGGUAUAUCCUCCAGCUCCUCAGGCGAAGCCUGCAGAUUCCACGGGAAUAGUGGCCACGUGUGUGCUCUGCUAUCAUGAUCUCUUGGGACAGUGGCUGCAGUAUGAAAGCAGCAGUUCCCACCAUCCCAGCAGUCCCUGGUCAAGGCAAUACAAAGUGGAGACAUUUGUCUGCUACUUCUGCAGGCAAGAGAAGAAACGGUGCCUUGGAUUAAAAGCAGUGCAAGUUGCCAGGCUGCCUGUCUUUCUGGGCUCUUUACAGGUGCCCAGUAGCUUAUUGGUGGAUGAUGGUAAGCAACUGACUAUUGGAGCAUGUGCUGAGUGUGCAGUACUGGUGCUUGCUGGCAAAACGACAGGGCCUCGAGAUCUUUUUGCUGCACCCGCAAUGGCACCGGUUUCCUUUCAAAAGGCAUCAGCCUUUCCCCUGGAGGCACCUGUUCUAAAACUAGUGGCCAGUGAGCCUGUCCAGCACCCACCAGGCACAGCGGAGAGCGCGGCUGCAGGAAACGGAGCUGCUCAAGAUUACAGGACUAUUUUGGAUGUGGAGGGUGCAGCCCAAACAGCUACAAGCAUGAGCCAUGAGCCAAAGUCACCUUCUCUAGGAAUGCUCUCAACAGCGACUCGGACCACCGCCACCGUCAGCCCCCUGACCCCUUCUCCUCUCAAUGGCUCCCUUGUGCCCAGUGGCAGCCCUGCAGCCAACAGCACUUUGUCAGUCCAAUCUGCGCCCUCGUCCAGCUUUGCCGCCGCCCUGCGCAAGCUUGCCAAACAGGCCGAGGAACCCAGAGGAUCUUCCAUAAGCAGUGAAUCUUCUCCAGUUUCCUCGCCAGCCACCAACCACAGCUCCCCUGCAAGCACGCCUAAGCGAGGACCCAUGGGGCCUCUCAUCGUCCCACCCGGAGGGCACAGUGUGCCUAGUACACCUCCUGUAGUGACCAUUGCACCUACCAAAACUGUGAAUGGCAUCUGGAGAAGUGAAGGACGGCAGCAAGAAGCUGGGUCAAGAAGCAGUGGUGGAAACAGCAGCAGUAACAGGGACCGCCUGAUUGCCGAGGCACCGUUACCCCAGGAGAAAGCCAGUGGCCCAACAGUACCUUCUCACUUGCUGGGGGCACCUUAUUCUUUUGGGAUACCACCUAACUCCAUCAUUCAGGACUCCCGCUUCCCACCUCUCAACAGCCUUCAGCGGCCUGUCCACCAUGUGGUGCCUCCCAGCGCCGUCACAGAAGACUAUCUGCGGAGCUUCCGACCCUACCAUACUACUGAGGAGCUCCGCAUGUCUUCCCUGCCUCCCAUCACCCUGGAUCCGGCCACCGCUGCUGCUUACUACCAUCCCAGCUACCUAGCUCACCAUCCUUUUCCUCACCCUGCCUUCAGGAUGGAUGAGUCCUACUGCCUUUCAGCUCUGCGAUCGCCUUUCUAUCCAAUUCCAACUCCUGGUUCACUCCCGCCCCUCCAUCCAUCGUCAGCUAUGCACCUCCACUUGUCUGGGGUGAGGUACCCCACUGAACUGUCUCACUCAACCCUCUCUGCACUUCAGUCCGAACGCAUCUCCAGCCUGACUGCAGAGAGACUGCAGAUGGAUGAGGAACUGAGGCAGAGGGAACGAGAAAAAGAGCGAGAACGAGAAGCUGACCGUGAACGAGAGAGAGAACGGGAGAGGGAACGGGAGCGAGAAAAGGAGCUGGAACGGGAACGGGAGAAAGAGAGAGAGAGGGAAAGGGAAAGAGAAAGGGAGAGAGAGCGUGAGCUGGAAAGACAGCGGGAAAGAGCCCGGGAAAAAGAACAGACCAUUGUCAAAGCCAUGGAAGGCCCCUUCCUACCAACAUCAGAGUUGCAUGGGCUGAGGAGCCACCCACCAGAAGAGCGUGUCAAACCCUCCGAGCAGUUGACGCCAAACCGAGCAGAGAAACCUAAGGACUCUUCUGCUAUUCAGGCCCCGAAGCCACUCCAGCACCCUUUGCACCAGCCAUCUGCCUCACACCAUCCAGUGCCCAGCUUAAUUUCUAACCACAGUAUCUUCCCCUUGCCUGGGAGCAGUACAGCCACAGCUCUCCUCAUCCAGCGUAACAAUGAGGAAGAGAAAUGGCUGGCCCGGCAGCGGCGGCUGCGUCAGGAAAAGGAGGACCGCCAGUCCCAAGUGUCAGAGUUCCGGCAGCAAGUCCUUGAGCAGCAUCUGGACAUUGGGCGCCCACCGGGACAGAUGGAAAUAGAGCACCGGCCAGAGAACCCCCGAUUGGGACCAAACCGACCUGAACCAGGUAGCAGAGACCAGCCGCAGCAUUUUGGAGGGCCCCCUCCACUUAUCUCCCCUAAGCCUCAGCAUCAUCCUGUUGCAACCUCUCUCUGGAACCCUGUUUCCCUGAUGGACAGCACCAGUGAACCCCGAAGGAUACAAGAAAGCCACACCCUCCAGAGCCAUCCAAACCAAUAUGAGCCAAGUCGGCAAGCCAUCCCCCUUGUGAAAGUAGAACGGGUCUACUGUCCAGAAAAACCAGAGGAAGGGGACAAGAAGAGAGAAACGUUGGAGAAGUAUCAGCCAGCCAGAGAGCUUGGAGGCACAGAGCAUGGUGGCUUUUCCCACGGGCCCUUUUUGGCAGAGCUGGAGAAGUCCACGCAGACCAUUUUGAACCAGCAGAGGGCAGCACUCUCACAGAGUGGACAGUUUGUUGACACCUUGAACAGUAAGCCUGGCUCGCCUUAUAGGCAUCCAUUACAAAAAGCCCAUGACUCCAUGUACAUUUACGACGAAUUCUUGCAACAGCAUCGUAGGCUGGUCAGUAAACUGGACCUAGAGGAGAAAAGACGGAGGGAAGCCCAGGAGAAAGGUUAUUAUUAUGAUCUGGAUGACUCCUAUGAUGAGAGUGAUGAAGAGGAAGUACGAGCCCACCUUCGUUGUGUAGCAGAGCAGCCACCACUGAAGCUGGAUACCUCCUCUGAGAAACUGGAGUUCUUACAGCUUUUUGGACUGACCACACAGCAACAGAAGGAGGUGUUGCUGACUCAGAAACGGCGGAAGAGGCGGAGAAUGUUGCGAGAGAGGAGUCCAUCCCCACCAACGGUCCAGAAUAAACGCCGCACCCCCUCUCCACGGUUUGUGCUCUCCACACGUUACAGCCCUGACGAAAUGAACAAUAGCCCCAACUUUGAGGAGAAGAGAAGGUUCCUCACCACUUUCAACUUAACUCACAUUACUGCUGAGAAAAGGAAAGAUAAGGAGAAACUAGUUGAGAUGCUCCAUGCCAUGAAACAAAAAAGUAAUUCUGUGGCAUUGAAAAGUUCCCCACGGGACAGUCCUAACAUUAUUUCACCUGAGUCACUUAUACAGCAAACUGCAAUGGAUUCAGAUAAAACUGUCAGCACUGCUGCUGCCUCUCUGCCAGACACUCAGAAGACAGCAGAGCCCUGCAGAACAGAACAGCUGAGGCCACAUGAGUUUCCAAGAGUUAAGGAGCCAGUUCCUGCCUCCAUUGAAAAGCCCAAGUUGAGUGAUGGGCACACAGCAAAGAAAAGCCUGAGCAUCCUCAACUAUGUCCGAAGCUCCUUACCAAAGGACAUCCCGGUGCCGCUCUCGCACAGCAUGAAUGGGAAAAACAAGCCAUGGGAGCCCUUUAUAGCUGAGGAAUUUGCACAUCAGUUCCAUGAGUCUGUGUUGCAGUCCACACAGAAAGCACUGCAGAAGCACAAAGGUAAUGCAAUGGGACACUCAGCAGAGCAAAACCAUAAAAUAGAUGCCUCCAUCCAUUAUAACAUUCCGGAAUUACAAACUUCAAGUUGGGCAUCUCUGCCGCAGCAGAACGGUCAGAAAGACUCCCAGCAUAAGGGCUUGAACCCAACAGAAAAUGACAAGAUCUCUGACUCAGAAGAGGAGGAGGAGGAAGAGGAAGAGGAGGAGCUCCCCAGACCCAAGUGGCAUGGGAUUGAAGCAGUCUUUGAAGCUUACCAAGAACAUAUAGAAGAGCAAAACCUGGAACGGCAAGUACUGCAGACCCAGUGCAGACGCUUGGAAGCCCAGCACUACAGUCUCAGUUUGACAGCAGAACAGUUGUCACACACCAUGACCGAACUAAGGAGCCAGAAGCAGAAGAUUGUGUCUGAAAGGGAACGACUUCAGGCCGAACUAGAUCACUUGAGAAAGUGCCUUGCGUUGCCUGCAAUGCAGUGGUCUAGAAGUUACUUCAAGGGGUAUCCCAGGUGACACUCCCUUGCACUAGGCUGAACAUAUAGUAUAGAAAUAAUAAUCUAUUUUAUUACCUGGAAUAUUUAAUAUUUUUCACUGGGAGGUCUGAAGCUUAAAAAUAAUAUCAAAAAGAGAGAAUGUGCCAUGCAUGGAGCAAAGGAUUGUGGGAUCCAAGCAAAUCCAAACCCAACUCUUCAAAAGAAGCAACUAAAUCUUUCAAAACUCUGCAAGAGUAACUCAUUUAGAAGAACUCUUGGUUUUCGUUAAAUUUGAAAGGGUUGAUUUCCUUCUCCUCUCCUCCUGCCUUUUUUUAAACAUUGUUUUUAAUCCAGAGAUACCACCAGUGACACUAAAAUCCCCCACCUCUCAAAGGGGCCAGAUUGUCUCCACGCUAAUGCUCCUUUUGUUGCCAUAUCCGUUCAACUGCUACCCUUUGGAAUCUUUUAAUUUCAUUUUAUUUUUCUGAAAUACACUGUUUCACAACUCAAGAAGAGACCAGGUACACAUCAGUUUUGGUUAGAACUGGGUAUUUUGGACACAGAAAUAAUUAUUUGCAGAGUAUAGGCCUAGCAGAAGAAAAUACAGCUUCCAAACUUGACUUCCCAUGCAUCAGUCAGCUUUUUGCUGGAAAUGCACUUCACAUGAAAAAUAAAAGUGAAUAAAUAAACUGAAGGUACCUUUUUAUUACUGGGGAGGGGAGGAUGUACAGAGCAGUGAUAUACAUACAAUACACACAGAUUAUGUACCCCAGUGGGUAGAAUUUUCAUACAAAGAUUUUGCAAUUAAAGAGUUGAAAAAGGUGCUUCAGCCUUGUACUGUGUAUAUAUUUAAAAUGUUUUGUAUGUUUUUAUUACUUUAAUUAUUGUUAUAAAAAGCUUGCCAUUUUCAAUAUGUUUCUGCUUUUUUUGUUUUUGUUUUUUGGCAAAAAUUGCUUGCUUUUAGUGUUUGUACUGCUGCUGGUCAGGAUAUAAAAAUACUGAAAUGUUUUUUAAAAGAAUUUUAAAGAAAAAGCUUUCCACUGGGGCACGUGUUAUCACUUUUAAAUAUUUUGCAAUGUGUAGCACCAGUUACUGCUAGAGUAAAUUCUCUGAUCAAGACAAACAAAAAACAGGAAUUUCUCAACCCUUCUUUUGACCCUGCCUCUAUCCCACUUUUGGAAUUUGGAAUACUGAAUGCCAGCUACUAUUUUUAAAACAAGAUCUCAGUUUAAGGAGACCAAGGUUUUAGUAACAAAACUGGUUAGUGUACGGUAUCUGGUAUUCGCUCAUUCUACCAACACUGCUUAAAAUAUCACAGCAGUACAAGAAUCAGUUUUCUGAGGUUUCCAAAGAAAAAAAAAUGCUCCAAAAACUUUUGCAAAAAUAUGCAGAGAGAUCUUCUAAUGUGUGUCUAUCUCACCUGCUUUUCUACCCCUCCAAUAGCAUGGAAGCUAGUUCCAGCAUACAUACAAUCCUUUUCUGUAUGAGGUAUGUAUGUAAACAAAACUACAUGGAACAUAUACGUUUUCACACCUGAUUGGUACUUGUGAUGCAGAUUGCAUAACAUGCAACGUAUUUGCCCCUAUAACCACAUUAUUCAUAUGUACACUCCUGCAGUUUGGGAUCACAUAUGCUGAAAACAGACUCCAUGCAUCCACAUGUGAUGAGGGUUUUAACAUCAUCCUUGUACAGGCAUUCAGUGGCAAGAAUAAAAAUCAGUUUUGAAAUAGGUAUUUUUUGUAAUCUGUGGCUCAUGCAGUAACUGCCAAAAUUUACUCCUGGUUUCAUCUAUUAUUUUCUACCCUUAUUUUAGUACUUGGUUGGGUGUUAAAUGGAACUCCUCCAUAGACAUUUCUACAAUACAACUUUCUAGCAAGUACUUUGUUCUUUCUAGGAAUUCAUGAAUUAUGACUGCUGUGAAGUUAGCAAUACCAAUACACAGGGACUUUGCAUUAGGGCAAACAGAUAAGCUAGUGAUCGACAUGACCACUGAUAUUUUAUCUGCAAACAUGCACUAUGAGGAAGUUUACAGGCCUGGUUUUCAAAGCCUUGUUUGUCUCUUAGGGCUGGUUCUCACUUUGGUUUAUUCUUAGAUGUGGCCAUGCAAGUCUUCUGUGAAGUGUGAAAGCAAUGCAUGUAAUAAAAGUAGUCCCUGUACUUUGCAAGUACAGUAUUCCUAGAAUGAGUAAAGGGACGGGCACCAAAUUUUAUAUACACGGACCUUUCACACUCAGUUAGGAGAAACGAUAACAUGAAGUGAGAAUCAUGCACUGAAGUUUAAAAUAGUUUCUCCACUGCCUUAAGUAUGCCAGUCCUCCUCACCAGUUAAUUCUUGCAGACAAAGUGUGGCAAAAUCAUAACAUUUUGAAUCAAAUACUAUAACCGAAAUUGACAACUUCUUUAUAGUAAAGGUUCCCUGGAUUCUCUUCUUUCUCUUGAUGCUGAUACUUUGGUUUUAGAAACUCUCAUUUAAUGCUUUGUUUGCUGCUGCUAUUAAAAGAUUAUUUCCCUAACACUGACAAUGAAAAGCAAGUUGGUGCAUUCUUAUAGGGCUGUAGUGCCCAGUUGUAAAGGACAGCAACACUUCAUCCCUGUCAGUCACCGCUUAGAAGCAGAUUCAUCUAGUGCAGCUUCCUUCCCCAUGUGACAAAGCUACACCUGCCAUAAUUCCCUUUUCUAUGCAACUUUUAAGAAUACCAAAGCCCUGGCCAUACUCCAGAAGAAAGUAUAUUAUAAGAAGGAACAGAAAAGAGCAAAUGCAUGGGCCUGUGUUAGAAGGUAUUAUUCCUAAAUGCAGCAAAAAAAGUUAUCUUGAAUUUAUUUUAUUUUUCCUUCAACAAAGUGAUCCCUUAGGCAACUAAACCUAACAGUUUCUAUAACAGUUUCUGAACAUCCUUACUUGAGACAAUCGGCUCUAAUGGAGCAUGAGGGAAAAAAGAGUAGGAAAGAGUGGAAGUCACUGAAGCCUCCCCCAACGAUAAGACAUCACCACCCACUUGCCUUUAAUGGAGAAAUCCCAUACGCACACAAAAUUUGUCAUUUCUGCCCUUUCAUUCCAUAAACAGGUUUUACUAAAAUAAAACUUAUUAUAUCCACACCCUGUUGGCUUACAAUUAUUUAAACAAGGGACCACAACAAAACUCACCUUGCAGUAGUUUCAAGUGCUUAUGGCAAUUCAGGUUUCAAUGUUUAACCAGAAAAUACUUUUCACAAGUCACCCCUCUGAUAAGGCAAUGGAGCAAUCAUGUCAAGUAAACCUAAAGAAAGGCAACAUGGCCUUUAAGCAUCUUAGGAAAGUAAUACAAGAGCAAAGACGGGAGAAAUGUUACUAAGCUCUACUGAUUUAUUUCUGACUACAUCACUUAACAUCACUUAACUUCUUCACUUUUUAAGUUAUCAAAGAUGGGUGAGGGCAGUUUUGUUUAUCCCUUCACACCUUUAUCUGACAGUUGCCACAGCAAUGCUUUUCAAGUCAGCAUGGAUCAUUGAUUGCUUUUACUCCCUAGUUUUUACCAAUGAGAGAAUGGGGGAGAGGGGAAAAGAUGGGCAUAGGAAGAGGGAGGCCAUUGCACUCUUUCUUCUAAACAUAACUGCACUAUCUGUUUUUUUCUUUCAACUUAAGUGGAAUUUGGGCUGGGCUCUGUGGGAAGAUGUUUGUACCACACUACUUCAACUUUUGCAAGCCCAACAACAUGUGCUGUUUAAGGACACACAUGAGAGCCUAUUGGCUUGAAAUCCUUAUCUAUGUACAAGAUCGAAGAAUGUGCACUUACUCAAAAUCAUUUGGAUUCCAUCCAACUUCAACAAAGUAGCCAAAUUGGUCAUAAUUUGCAAUUCAGAACAAGUCCACAAGUUUAAAAACUUUCCUUCAUAGAAUUCAAAGCAUAAAAGGUUAGGUAUAGGAGGUGCAAGCAUGAAACCAGAAUAUCUUACUAUGGAACCAGUUUUCCCAAAAUGUUCUCCUUUUCUUCUAUGCCAUAACAGUGAGCCAAUUCUAUCUCCCCACUAACUCCAUGCCCAGACUUCUUGGCUCACUGCUUAAAUUCUCAAACUAACCUGUUUGCUCUCCCUUGGCCCCAGGACCAUGCUAUCUGGUUGUUGUAAUGUGCAGAAUCUCUCAAGCAACUAAGCACAGAGCAUGAGGGGAGAGCAGGAAAAUAAAGCCCAGGCCUGCUGGGGCAGUUUAGAUGCUGUGAGACAAACCUGUUUUAAGUGUACUUGUUUGAAUUAAAUGUAAUGUAAUAUAUUAUUUGUUGAAUGUAGUAAUUAGGUAUUUAUGAAUAUAUUGUUGUAAUUUCUGACAACAUCCAAAAAAUAAAAUGUUCCUAAAUCAUGACAGAGGUUAUUUUCCCAGAACCAAUGGCAAAUAGAAACUAUACUGAUUCUGUGUAAGUGAAUUUAACUUUGUUUACAGAUACUGUUAGAAGACACAGCUUACUCUUGCAGUCAAAUUAAUCCAACAUUUAUACAGCAUUUACAAUGAAG